GUUCCACGAUCUCGAAAGAAAAUUUGUGCGAACGAAGGCUACUCACUCACUUUCGCAUAAGAAUGCGUUCCACUAACUUUCGUUCUUUCUUUCGCAUAGCCUUACGUGAUUCAGUGUUGCAAAAUAUUUUUUGGCAAAAUUAAUCGCGAAAUAAGGCAAAAAAAGCGCCAAAUGUCUAAUUUAAACGCGAAAAAGCAGCAGUGGCUCUGUCUCAACUGACAGUUCAGUUGUAAACAAACAAAUUGUAAAUAAACAAACAAAAUAAAAUUUCUAGUGAUUGAGUUCAGAUUAUUUGUGUUCUUAAAAAAGAAAAAAAUGAAUAUUUCUGUGGCCCUGUUUUUUAUGGAUGAUGAGGAGGAGGUACAAAAUGUGCCACGGAGGCAUUUAAGAGAUGCUUCGAAUUUAUUUGAAGUACCUAACAACCAGUUUGUGGCCAAUUUUCGUGUGUCGAAGGAAGUUUUUCGGGCUCUUUUGGAUAUGAUGGAAGAGAAGUGGGUGGCCGGUUGCAGAACUACCCAAAUCCGCCCCGAUUUAAAACUUGGCACAUUCUUGCGGUUUUUGGCAACAGGAAGCUACCAACAGAAUCUAGGGAACGAAGCCUUGACUUCAACAGCGAAGUCGACAGUGAGCAGAACCAUUGCGGAAUGUCUGCAGAUUUUUGAGGACCACAUUUGCGGCCAAUGGAUAAAAAAGCCGACACUUACAGAGGAACGCAACACAAUGGAGGCUUUCUAUGAAAGAACAAUGUUCCCUGGAAUUGUUGGAUGCGUUGAUGGCACGCAUAUCCGCAUCAAGUCACCAGGGGACGAAUUGAAAGCCCUUUACUAUAAUAGAAAGGGUUAUUAUAGUAUAAAUGCAAUGGUGAUAUGUGACCAUAAAAUGCGUAUAACAUUUGUCGACGCUAGACAUCCCGGAAGCAACCAUGAUGCAUUUGUAUGGGAAAGGAGUGAUCCAGACAAGUGUAUGCAAAGGGAGUUUGACAAUGGAAAACGAAACUUUUGGAUUCUCGGGGAUGGAGGAUACAAAUUGAAGCCCUUUCUUAUGACGCCUUACCGCAGCCCUAGAGAUGUCGCCGAGAAAAAAUUCAAUAAGAGACAUGCUAGUGCGCGUAACGUCAUUGAAAGGUGCUUUGGGGUCCUAAAAAACAGAUUCCGAUGUAUCAUCGGAUCUCGGGGCCUUCAUUAUGACGCUGCAAAGGUAGUGCAAAUUAUAAAUGCAUGUUGUGCGCUGCACAACAUGUGCAUACACUACCGAUCUGAAGAGCCGCCAGGUGAUGUUAUUGAUGAUGAUCUGGAAGACGAAGUGGAUGACAAUAAUGAUCUUGAAAGCAGAGCUGACGCAAUAAGGAGAAAAAUUGCAAUAAAUUUGUAAAAUUAAAAGAAUUUUUUAUUAAAAUAAAAUAAUAUAAAUUAAAAAUUAAAAAAUUAGUUUAAAUUAUUAUAAAAGGACUAUAGUGAAUUGUUUUGUGAAUUGUUUUGCAAAAAAGUUGAUAGAAUUGCUUCUAUAGACUUAAGCAUUUUUGUUUGGGCCUCGGCACAAUCUGCCAUUCUCUCUGCAGCGUCAGCCAUCCUUUUGCUUGCAUCUGCUUGCUCCUUGGCUAUUGCAUUUGCCUGCUCGACCAGCCGCAAUUGCCGACGGAUAAGAGGUAUUUGCUCUCCGACGUUGGAACGUUUUUUUGCUGAUGAUGUGGAUGGAAAAUUAUGUUGUGAUGUGCAUUUGAAUGGGGGUGAUUUCUGCACGGUUUGAUGUUCCAUGUGUUGACGAGGGGACGUUGUUUGUUUACGUUGGUGUUGCUGUUGGGUCUGUGUUUGUUGUGUGUGUGCUGACUGUGUCUGAGUUUGUUGUGUGUGUGCUGACUGUGCCUGUUGUUUUGCAGUUUGUGUGUAGAAAUGGGGUGAGAUUUUUUGUCUUUUGGCUGGUGGUUGGUAUUGUUGAGUUGUGAUGGUACAGGUUUUUACGUUUAUUUGUUGUUGUUGGGUAUGUGAUUCUGGGGAACUGAACUGUCUGGUAGGUGUUACCACUGCUACGGUCUUGGA
Molecule: messenger RNA, 2036 nt
Organism: Musca domestica (house fly)
Lineage: Eukaryota; Metazoa; Arthropoda; Insecta; Diptera; Muscidae
Product: putative nuclease HARBI1
Exons: 4
Coding region: 316-1371 (351 amino acids)
Source: RefSeq, a predicted model, not a curated record